AGUGUACUUUGGCAGCAGCCUCAAGUUAGUUUUAGAGUUGCUUUUUCAUAGUCGUAAAAUUUAGAGAGUUGUCACUGCAGAGCGCUGCUGCCCAGAAUGUCCGGAGCUGGACGGUGAGAAGCUGACGGUCGGUCGGGAUCCAUCAUUAAUAUGUCGUUUUAAAUCUCAGAGGAAGACUUAAUCAGGAUUUUUCUCUCUAGAGUUCAGCCAUGUCUCUGCUUUGUGUUAGAGUAAAGAAAGCUGUUCUCCACGGACCUCCAGAUAAGUUUAAUGCUUAUGUCACACUGAAGGUCCAAAAUGUCAAGAGCACCACCAUUACUGUGCGGGGAGACCAGCCGUGCUGGGAGCAGGACUUCAUGUUUGAGAUCAGUCGGCUGGACCUGGGGCUCAUUGUGGAGGUGUGGAAUAAGGGCCUCAUCUGGGACACCAUGCUGGGCACCUCCUUCAUCCCACUCAAGGGGGUGCGCCAGUCAGAUGAGGAGGGGCCUGGCGACUGGACAUAUCUGGACGCAGAAGUCUUGAUGAAGGCAGAUGAGAUCUACGGCACCAAGAAUCAAACACCCCACAAAGUCCUGAUGGACACACGCUUUGAGCUGCCAUUCGAGAUUCCUGAGGAUGAGGCUCGCUACUGGACAAGAGAACUGGACCAGAUCAACAUGGGCAUCCAUGAUGAGUAUACGCUCCAUGAUGACCGCCACAGCCAGACACUCCCCUCCACGGCAUCACAGUGCUCUUUGGAUGAUUUGGACAGUGCGGUGGAUGACCGGGACAGUGACUACCGGAGCGAGACGAGCAACAGCCUGCCCCCACGCUACCACACGACGGCCCAGCCCAACUCCUCUCUGCACCAGUACCCAAUGGGCCCACGGCACCAGCAGAACCAGCUGGACUCCUGCACAGACUCUGUGCACAGUCUGGAGCUGGACUACCGGGACCACCAUGUUAGCAGCCCGGUGGACAGCAGUCGCUUUGGCUCAUCUGGUAAUCUAAGCCAAGGUAGCUCACAGCUAAGCGAGACGGGUCAGGAGAGUGCUGUUGGAUCUGAACUGGAGGAGUCUCAUCAUUCUUACCACAGUGGCUACCGCCUCAACAGUAAUGGACACUUGCCCACGAAUGGUCACUCUCACUGGGGAGAGGAUGAAGGGAAACCCCCUUCCAUGGUUGGUUCCCUCAAGAGAGACGCCAUCUCGCCAGUGGAAAGGAAAUCUGAGAAAUCUCUUAAAUGUUUCCAGGAUGAAGGUCCUCCUCUACCCUUCACCCCCUCCAGGCUGCGUUGGCUCAAGGCCAUCAACAAAGUGAGAGUUCAGCUUCAGGAGGGCCAUGAAAAUGGAGAUAACUCCAAGCAAGCCUGGGUCAAGGCAGGGGGUGGCAGUGGACUGUUUGGGAUUGAUAGCAUGCCGGACCUGCGCAAGAAGAAGCACAUUCCUCUCGUCAGCGAUGUGUCCCUGGUGCAGGCCAGAAAGGCUGGGAUUGCCUCGGCCAUGGCCUCCCGCUCCUCCAUCAAGGACGAGGAACUGAAGACGCACGUGUACAAGAAGACGCUGCAGGCUCUCAUCUACCCCAUCUCCUGCACCACGCCGCACAACUUCGAGGUGUGGACGGCCACCACGCCCACCUACUGCUACGAGUGCGAGGGCCUGCUGUGGGGCAUCGCCCGGCAGGGCAUGCGCUGCUCCGAGUGCGGCGUCAAGUGCCACGAGAAGUGCCAGGAGCUGCUCAACGCCGACUGCCUCCAGCGCGCUGCGGAGAAGAGUUCCAAACACGGGGCAGAGGACCGCACCCAGAACAUCAUCAUGGCCAUGAAGGACCGCAUGAAGAUCCGAGAGAGGAACAAGCCGGAGAUCUUCGACAUGAUCCGCGACGUCUUUGUGGUCAGCAAGUCCCUCCACGGGCAGCAGAUGAAGAGCAUCAAGCAGAGCGUGCUGGACGGGACCUCCAAGUGGUCGGCCAAGAUCACCAUAACGGUUGUGUGUGCCCAGGGACUGCAGGCCAAAGACAAGACCGGCUCCAGUGACCCCUACGUCACAGUGCAAGUGGGCAAGACCAAGAAGAGGACCAAGACCAUCUAUGGCAACCUCAACCCUGUCUGGGAAGAGAAGUACCACUUUGAGUGCCACAACUCGUCGGACCGCAUCAAGGUGCGCGUGUGGGACGAGGACGACGACAUCAAGUCCCGCGUGAAGCAACGCCUCAAGAGGGAGUCGGACGACUUCCUGGGUCAGAGCAUCAUCGAGGUGCGCACGCUCAGUGGGGAGAUGGACGUCUGGUACAACCUGGAGAAAAGGACGGAUAAGUCGGCCGUGUCAGGGGCCAUAAGGCUUCAGAUCAGUGUGGAGAUCAAAGGAGAGGAGAAGGUGGCGCCAUACCAUGUCCAGUACACCUGUUUACACGAGAAUCUCUUCCAUCACAUGACGGACGUCCUGGGACAGGGUGUGGUGAGGAUUCCGGAGGCCCGUGGCGACGACGCCUGGAAGGUUUACUUUGACGACGUGGCGCAGGAGGUGGUGGACGAGUUCGGCAUGCGCUACGGCAUCGAGUCCAUCUACCAGGCCAUGACGCACUUUGCCUGUCUCUCCUCUAAGUACAUGUGUCCAGGAGUUCCUGCCGUCAUGAGCACCCUGCUGGCCAACAUCAAUGCCUUCUACGCCCACACCACCGCUUCCACCAACGUCUCGGCCAGCGACCGCUUCUCCGCCUCCAACUUUGGGAAAGAGCGGUUUGUGAAACUUCUGGACCAGUUGCACAACUCCCUGCGCAUUGACCUCUCCACAUACCGGAAUAAUUUCCCAGCCAGCAGUAAGGACCGUCUGCAGGAUCUCAAAUCCACUGUGGACCUCCUGACCAGCAUCACGUUCUUCAGGAUGAAGGUGCAAGAGCUGCAGAGCCCUCCAAGGGCCAGUCAGGUGGUGCGUGACUGUGUUCGGGCGUGUCUCAACUCCACCUACGAGUACAUCUUCAACAACUGCCAGGAGCUCUACAGCCGCCAAUACCCCCCCAACGAUAUGAACAAAGAGCUUCCACUGGAGGAACAGGGGCCGAGCAUCAAGAACCUGGACUUCUGGCCCAAACUCAUCACCCUCAUCGUGUCCAUCAUCGAGGAGGACAAGAACUCGUACACACCUGUUCUCAACCAGUUUCCACAGGAGCUUAACGUGGGGAAGCUGUGCGCUGAGGUCAUGUGGGUCCAGUUCUCCCAGGACAUGAAGUACGCCAUGGAGGAGCAUGAGAAGCAUCGCCUGUGCAAGAGUGCCGACUACAUGAACCUGCACUUUAAGGUCAAGUGGCUCUAUAAUGAGUAUGUGAAGGACUUGCCCACCUUCAAAGGGCUCGUGCCCGACUACCCAGGGUGGUUCCAGCAGUUUGUUCUGCAGUGGCUGGAGGAGAACGAGGACGUCUCCAUGGAGUUCAUGCACGGAGCGCUGGAGAGGGACAAGAAGGACGGGUUCCAGCAGAUGUCUGAGCAUGCUCUGUUCUCCUGCUCCGUGGUGGACAUCUUCACCCAGCUCAACCAGAGCUUCGAGAUCAUCAAGAAGCUGGAGUGCCCAGACCCCAAAGUCUUGGCCCUCUACAGCCGCCGAUUCGCCAAGACUAUAUCCAAAGUCCUGCUGCAGUACUGUGCCAUUUUGACCAAGAGCUUCCCAUCUUACUGUGACAAAGAGAAGAUACCCUGUGUUCUCAUGAAUAAUGUGCAGCAGCUUCGGAUUCAGCUGGAGAAGAUGUUUGAGUCCAUGGGAGCCAAACAGUUGGACAUAGAAGCCAGUGACCUCCUCAAUGAGCUGCAAGUCAAGCUGAACAAUGUGCUGGAUGAGCUGAGCACCAAAUUUGGAAACACGUUCCAGAACCGUAUAGAUGAGUGCAUGCGUCAGAUGGCUGGCUUGCUCUACCAGAUCAAAGGGCCGGUGAACGCCAACAGCCGCAACACCGUGGAGGCCGACUCAGACAACACGCUCCGGCCACUCAUGGACUUCCUGGACUUAAAGCUGACACUGUUUGCUGCAGCCUGUGAGAAGACGGUGUUGAAGAGAGUUCUGAAGGAGCUGUGGAGGAUCGUCAUGAACUGCCUUGAGAAGACCAUCGUCCUGCCUCAGGGCAGUGACACCUUCGGAGCCCAGAUCCUCUCGGCAGCCAAAGAGCUCGGCCAGCUCUCCAAACUUAAGGAUCACAUGGUAUCUGGAGAGGCCAGAAGCCUCACACCCAAACAGUGUGCUGUUAUGGACGUGGCCCUGGAGACCAUCAAGCAAUACUUCCAUGCGGGGGGGAACGGGCUGAAGAGAGCCUUCCUGGAGAAGAGCCCGGAGCUGUCCUCCCUUCGCCACGCCCUCUCCCUCUACACACAGACCACCGACGCGCUCAUCAAGACCUUCGUCACCACACAACAUGCGCAGGGCUCGGGAGUGGACAGGCCAGUGGGAGAACUGUCCAUUCAAAUAGACCUGUUUACCCAUCCUGGCACAGGAGAACACAAAGUCACUGUCAAAGUCGUGGCUGCUAAUGACCUCCAGUGGCAGACCUCUGGCAUGUUCCGCCCGUUCGUGGAGGUCAGCAUGAUCGGGCCGCACCUGAGCGACAAGAAGCGCAAGUUCUCCACCAAGUCCAAGAACAACAGCUGGGCCCCAAAAUUCAACGAAACAUUCCACUUCAUUCUGGGUAACGAGGACGGGCCGGAGUGCUACGAGCUGCAGGUGUGCGUGAAGGACUACUGCUUCGGCCGCGCCGACAGCAUGGUGGGCAUGGCGGUCAUGCAGCUGCGGGACGUCGCCCAGAAGGGCAGCUGCGCCUGCUGGUGCCCGCUGGGGUCCAGCGUCCACAUGGACGAGACGGGCCUGACCGUCCUGCGCAUCCUCUCCCAGCGCUCCAACGACGAGGUGGCCAAGGAGUUCGUCAAGCUGAAGUCGGAGACUCGGUCAGCGGAGGGGGAGGCCAGAUGAGAUGAGUUUGCU
Molecule: messenger RNA, 4940 nt
Organism: Sardina pilchardus (European sardine)
Lineage: Eukaryota; Metazoa; Chordata; Actinopteri; Clupeiformes; Clupeidae
Gene: unc13bb
Product: unc-13 homolog Bb (C. elegans)
Exons: 39
Coding region: 210-4928 (1572 amino acids)
Biological process (GO): neuromuscular junction development; presynaptic dense core vesicle exocytosis; dense core granule priming
Cellular component (GO): terminal bouton; plasma membrane; synaptic vesicle membrane
Molecular function (GO): phospholipid binding; diacylglycerol binding; calcium ion binding
Source: RefSeq, a predicted model, not a curated record